AUUUUAUGUUAUUUUAUUGGCAGAAUAUAUUAUUAACUUUUUAAAAAUGAAUACAAGUGAAUUUUCUCCUCCAAUGCCACGAUUUCGACAGAGAUAUUGCUCUGGAGAAAUCCCUGUAACACUUGUAAGAGAAAAUUUCGGAUGGAAUUUGUAUUGGAAGGUUCCUAUAAAAGAUAUAGACUUCGGGUAUUAUUUACCAAUAUUUUUUGAAGGUUUGAGAGAAACUCGUAAACCUUUCGACCUGAUUGCAAAUAUAGGAUUGCAUGAGAUGCUGGAUAUAUUAGAAGCUCAAAAUUCUUGUCACUUCUUGGACGAAAUAAUUCCUCAUCUGAUAAAUGGAUUAACUAGCGAUAAUCCGAAUAUACUGUUGAGAUCAUUGAUGGCUUUGCAGCAUCUUUACGAUGUCACUCAACUGUUUUUGCAUCCGUAUCUUAAUAGAAUUUUGCCUGCAUUGAAUGAGAUUAAAGAAAAAUUUCGAGAUUGCACUGAUCCGGAAAGAAUAAAAAUUGUGGUUUUGGUAUCUGAAACAAUCGCUAUUUUAGCACAAGAAUAUUUAUAAAUAUUUAUCUUCUGUAUGAAACAAAAUUAUGUAGUUAAAGCUGAUAUAUUAAAGUAAUUUUUAAAUUCUAUAAAAAUCAUUAGA
Messenger RNA from Centruroides sculpturatus (bark scorpion), 643 nucleotides. RefSeq names its product parkin coregulated gene protein homolog. Lineage: Eukaryota; Metazoa; Arthropoda; Arachnida; Scorpiones; Buthidae. The transcript is spliced from 4 exons. The record is from RefSeq and is a predicted model, not a curated record. Gene Ontology annotation, molecular function: Hsp90 protein binding; Hsp70 protein binding. Bases 47 to 559 code for a protein of 170 amino acids.